Molecule: messenger RNA, 1608 nt
Organism: Liolophura sinensis
Lineage: Eukaryota; Metazoa; Mollusca; Polyplacophora; Chitonida; Chitonidae
Product: acidic leucine-rich nuclear phosphoprotein 32 family member B-like
Exons: 8
Coding region: 192-1034 (280 amino acids)
Cellular component (GO): nucleus
Molecular function (GO): histone binding
Source: RefSeq, a predicted model, not a curated record
GCCAGUUUGCGGCCGAAAUUUUAUAAAACCCGACAAAUUCCGACGUCUUACGAAGGAAUAUUGUACCUUUUGUGUCGCAGUGGACAAAAUAAGCUUUUUUAACGGCAAAAUGUUGCGUUACUCGCGAUUUUCUGAAGAUUCAAUUUGGCCGUGCUGUAAAAGUCAUAUUUCAGCAAAAAUGAACAAUAUACAUGGAUGGAGAAGACGGGUUCCCUAGCCAGUGCCUCAGGAAGCACCAGGUGACAGAUUUGAAUUUGGACAACUGUCGGGGCAUGCAAAUUGAAGGUCUAACAAAAGAAUUCACAAAUUUGGAAUCCCUCAGUCUGAUAAAUGUUGGCUUGACGUCACUGAAAAAUUUGCCAGAGUUACCAAAGUUAAAGAAGCUUGAAUUAAGCGAUAACAGAAUUUCCUCCGGAUUGGAUCUCCUGACUAACUGUCCCAACCUCACACAUCUCAGUCUUAGUGGAAACAAAAUUAAAGACCUAGAAACAUUACGACCACUGGGCAAAUUAACCUCACUGAAGAGUCUUGACCUUUUCAACUGUGAAGUCACAUACUUAGAGGAUUACAGGGAAAAAGUAUUUGAGAUGGUGACGUCACUUCAGUACUUAGAUGGUUACGAUCAAGACGACAAAGAGGCUGAUGAUGAGGACGAAGAAGAUGGUGAGAAUGAUGAUGAAGAUGGUGAGGGAGACGAUGAUGAAGUGGAGGAUGGCGGUGUCAAUAGUGAUGAUGAUGAAGAAGACGAGGAUGAAGACGAUGAUGAUGAAGACAAUGACAAUGAUGACGAUGAUGAUGAGAUUAUAGCAGAGGAAGGAGAGGUUGGUCUUGACCAUUUGCUGAAGGAGAAUUUGGAUGACGAGGAAGACGAGGAGGAUUUCAACCCUGGUGAUGAUGAUGACGAUGACCUUGAGGGUGAGGAGGAUGGUGAAGGCCAAGAGGAGGAAGAUGAGGAAGAGGAAGAUGAAGAAGAGGAAUCACCCCGAGGAAAAAAGCGCAAGUUAGAAGACGGGGAAGGCGGUGACGUGGAGUAACCAUAGCGACCACAUUCGCACACAAACUGUUGAAUCAUUCUGAACUCCUAUUUGUACAAAGCAUUGUGCCCAUGUGUAUCAUAACUAAAUAGAGGGAUUUGAUUGGCUGGUUGCCGGCACCAAGACACGGCAGUCGCUCGAGAAAGAUGCGUUUUGGAGUUUCACGGAACUGUCUCGAAUUGUUGGACUCCGUCUCUUGUGUGACUUUCAGCCAGCCCCCUGUUCUCUUGACGACAAAACCAUCAGAUGUAGGAGGAGAGUGUGAGGAAGUGCCAGGAGAAAGCGCGAGGUCAUGGGUGAAGGUCUUAGUUCAAGGCCGUUUCCCUGGUAACAGGGAUUCUGGAUAAUCCCCCAUUUCUUGUAUUAUAUAGGUCCGUCAUUCACACAUGAGUCAUCCACAUCGUCUGUUUCCACAGAAAAGCUUGACGUGAUCCACUCUCGGACACGGGAAGCCUACUGUAAACUGACUGCAAGCUAAAUUUCAUCAAGUGCAGAAGUGACUUUUAAACCAUGGAGACCAACUUUUGCAUUGGAUUAUUUUUCUUGAAUUGUUUUAUGGCUGUUGUUGUUGUUU